Messenger RNA from Periconia digitata, 1132 nucleotides. Lineage: Eukaryota; Fungi; Ascomycota; Dothideomycetes; Pleosporales; Periconiaceae. The record is from the annotation of a GenBank genome assembly.
CCACGCCACCCUCUUGAAGUGCCACCCACCCCACGCUCCCAUUUGGCCUGCAAUUCACGCUCUGGCACACAUCUCCAACUCGUUCGCCUGCCUAGACUUUCGGGAUCUACCUUUACAUACAUCUGCUUCCAACGCCAGCAUGGUACACCAAAAACCCGACAUUCCUCCCCUCAAGGACCUCACGAUAGACAACAUCACAGACAAUGUCCACGCGAUCAAUUCAGGCUGCCAAGAUCCAAGAACAAAGUUUUUGUUUGAGCGCCUAGUCACUCACCUCCAUGACUUUGCUCGAGAGACACGUCUUAGCACUGCAGAGUGGGAAACUGCAAUCGGGUUUCUCAAAGACUGUGGCAAAAUAAGCAGUGACACGCGACAAGAGCUAAUACUCUUGUCCGAUGUCCUGGGGCUGUCUCUUCUAGUGGACUCAAUCGACCAUCCAAAGCCAGCUGCAUCCACCGAGGGAACAGUUUUGGGGCCAUUCCAUGCCCACGUCAGUGAAAGCAUCGCAUCUGGUUCGGCCAUUUCACACGACCCCGAGGGUGAACCUUUACUGGUAGUCUGUACCGUGAAAGACUCUCAAGGCCGCCCUGUCUCAAAUGUCGAUAUUGACGUGUGGGAAACGGAUUCAAAAGGAUUCUAUGAUGUCCAAUAUGCUGGCCGCGAAGGGUUCGAUGGACGAGCUGUUCUAAGUAGUGACGAGAACGGGGCUUUCCACUUCAAAGCAAUUGUACCAGUGCCAUAUCCAAUUCCUGAUGAUGGACCGGUGGGAAAGCUCCUGAAGAUUCUCAAGCGCCACCAGUACCGGCCAAGUCAUAUGCAUUUCAUGUUCAGAAAGCCCGGAUAUGACCCACUCAUAACGGCUCUGUACCUCCGAGGUGAUCCAUAUGAGACAUCCGACGCAGUGUUUGGUGUGAAAGAAUCUCUUAUAGUGGACUUGCAAACUGCGGCGGAUUUUCCUGGCUACUCGAAAACAUACGGUGUCUCUGACACAAUGAAAGUUCUCAAGUACGACUUCGUGCUUGUAUCGGAUGCUGAAGUGACUGCACUUCGAAAUCAGAAGGCGCUGGACGCUGCAUCAUCAUUAGGAUUGAAGCUGAAAUUAGAGAACGGGCUUCUAGUGAGGGACGAUUGA